CGCGCGUCCGUCCCUGUGCACCGGGGCAGGAGCGGCUGUGCGCGGGGUUCCGAGAGCGGGCGGGUGAGCGCAAGCCCCCGGCUUCGCUAUGGGGCACAACAGCAGCUGGGUGUCUCCGAACACCAGCCACCCGCGCAACACGUCGGGGGCCGAGGCUGGCGCCAACCGCAGCGCGCUCGGGGAGCUGAGCGAGGCGCAGCUGUACCGCCAGUUCACAACCACCGUGCAGGUCGUCAUCUUCAUCGGCUCGCUGCUCGGAAACUUCAUGGUGUUAUGGUCAACUUGCCGCACAACCGUGUUCAAAUCUGUCACCAACAGGUUCAUUAAAAACCUGGCCUGCUCCGGGAUUUGUGCCAGCCUGGUGUGCGUGCCCUUUGAUAUCAUCCUCAGCACCAGCCCUCACUGCUGCUGGUGGAUCUACACUAUGUUCUUCUGCAAGGUUGUCAAAUUCUUACACAAAGUCUUCUGCUCUGUGACUAUCCUCAGUUUCCCUGCCAUUGCCCUGGACAGGUACUAUUCAGUCCUCUAUCCUCUGGAGAGAAAAAUAUCUGAUGCCAAGUCUCGGGAACUGGUGAUGUACAUCUGGGCUCAUGCAGUGGUGGCCAGUGUCCCUGUGUUUGCUGUGACCAAUGUAGCCGACAUCUAUGCUAUGUCCACCUGCACAGAAGUCUGGAGCAACUCCCUAGGCCACCUGGUGUAUGUUCUGAUCUACAAUGUCACCACGGUCAUUGUGCCUGUGGCUGUGGUAUUUCUUUUCCUAAUCCUUAUCCGGAGGGCUCUGAGUGCCAGUCAGAAGAAGAAAGUCAUCAUUGCCGCACUGAGGACCCCACAGAACACCAUCUCCAUCCCCUAUGCCUCCCAGCGCGAGGCUGAGCUACAUGCCACCCUGCUCUCCAUGGUGACAGUUUUCAUCCUCUGCAGUGUACCCUACGUCACCCUGGUUGUCUACCAGACUGUGCUCAAUGUACCUAACACUUCUGUCUUCUUGCUUCUCACUGCCAUUUGGCUGCCCAAAGUCUCUCUGUUGGCCAACCCUGUGCUCUUCCUAACUGUGAACAAAUCAGUACGCAAGUGCUUGGUUGGGACCCUGGUGCAGCUGCACCACCGGUACAGCCGCCGCAAUGUGGUUAGUACUGGGAGUGAGGUGGCCGAGGCCAGCCUGGAGCCCAGCAUGCGCUCUGGUAGCCAACUCUUAGAGAUGUUCCACAUUGGGCAGCAGCAGAUCUUUAAGCCCUCAGAGGAUGAGGAAGAGAGUGAGGCCAAGUAUCUCGGCUCAGCUGAUUUCCAGGCCAAGGAGGAACUUACCUCCUGCCCAGAGGGAGAGCAAGAGCCACAGCUGGCCCCCUCUGUUCCACCUCCGGGCACAGUGGACUCAGUAUCUCAGGAGGCCCCAGUAGCCCCUGUGGAACACGGGCUAUUCCCUGAUAAAUAUUCUUUGCAGUUUGGCUUUGGGCCUUUCGAGUUACCCCCUCAGUGGCUGUCUGAGACCCGAAAUAGCAAGAAGAGGCUGCUUCCCCCACUGGGCAAUACCCCAGAAGAGCUGAUCCAGACAAAGGUGCCCAAAGUAGGCAGGGUGGAACGGAAGAUGAGCAGGAACAAUAAAGUGAGCAUUUUUCCAAAGGUAGACUCCUAGCAAGGAUUCUAAGUGCCUGGAAGCAACAGGGAGCUGUGUAUUCCUGCCCUCCCUUCACUCCGGCUGCAAGCCACCCGUGGGUGACACCUCCUAUAUGGGGCAAAGGGGAAGUUUACAUAAAAUCCAAUGUCCUCUUUAUUGAGGGAGUAUAUAUCCAUCUAUGUUAGUGAUCUGUGUCCUUAAUCGACCCCACCUUAAGCUGGGCAGUAUGGAACAGGUCUGAAGGUCCUUCAUGCAUAUUUUCUGGGGAACUCCUCCUUUCCCU
Molecule: messenger RNA, 1898 nt
Organism: Phodopus roborovskii (desert hamster)
Lineage: Eukaryota; Metazoa; Chordata; Mammalia; Rodentia; Cricetidae
Gene: Gpr176
Product: G protein-coupled receptor 176
Exons: 3
Coding region: 89-1633 (514 amino acids)
Biological process (GO): G protein-coupled receptor signaling pathway
Cellular component (GO): plasma membrane
Molecular function (GO): G protein-coupled receptor activity
Source: RefSeq, a predicted model, not a curated record